Pimephales promelas (fathead minnow) is the source of this 2137-nucleotide messenger RNA. It is a transcript of the gene sfxn5b, whose product is annotated as sideroflexin 5b. Gene Ontology annotation, cellular component: mitochondrial inner membrane. Lineage: Eukaryota; Metazoa; Chordata; Actinopteri; Cypriniformes; Leuciscidae. The record is from RefSeq and is a predicted model, not a curated record. Gene Ontology annotation, biological process: monoatomic ion transport; citrate transport; mitochondrial transmembrane transport. Gene Ontology annotation, molecular function: monoatomic ion transmembrane transporter activity; citrate transmembrane transporter activity.
UUCACUAGUUUCGUACCCGAGUUGACUAUUCUUACAAAUUCUGACUCAUGGACAUUUUUAUUAUUUAACAUCACUCCACCGCUGCUGAGAUGGCGGAAUCUGCGUCUUGCCCGGUGUUUCAGCUGGGAAAACCGCGUUACGAGCAGAGCACAUUUCUUGGCAGGUUGAGACAUUUCAUUGACAUCAUUGAUCCUUCAACUUUGUUUGUGACAGAGAGUCGUUUAAAAGAAUGUAUCAAACUCCUGGAUGAUUUCAAGCAAGGGAAUCUUCCUUCAGGAAUAACAGAUCACCAGCUCUGGGAGGCUCAGAAGGUAAAGCAGGCCAUCAUUCAUCCCGACACCGGUGAAAAGAUAUUUAUGCCUUUCCGCAUGUCAGGCUAUGUCCCGUUUGGAACGCCAAUCGUUGUUGGUCUCCUCCUUCCAAACCAGACUUUGGCCUCGACUGUGUUCUGGCAGUGGCUCAACCAGAGUCACAAUGCCUGCGUGAACUUCGCCAACCGCAAUGCCACAAAGCCAACUCCAACCUCAAAGUUUUUUCAGGGAUACCUGGGAGCCGUCACCAGUGCCGUUUCAAUUGCAGUGGGUCUGAAUGUACUUAUCCAGAAAUCCAGCAAAUUUAACCCUGCCACCAGACUGUUGAUACAGAGGUUUAUCCCCUUCCCUGCUGUAGCCAGUGCGAACAUCUGUAACGUGGCUCUAAUGAGACACAAUGAGCUGUCUGAGGGAAUAGAUGUGUUGGACAGCAACGGGAAUGUAGUGGGAUCCUCACGGAUAGCUGCCAAACAUGCACUCAUAGAGACGGCUCUGACGCGUGUAGCUCUACCGCUGCCAAUCUUUGUCCUUCCACCAAUCAUAAUGGCCUUCUUGGAAAAGCUUCCCCUGAUGCAGGCCCAUCGCAGGAUGAUGCUGCCUGUGCACAGUUUAGUGUGUCUGGCUGUCUUUGGCCUGUCCUUGCCACUGGCCAUCAGCCUCUUCCCUCAGAUGUCAGAGAUCGAGGCAUCUCACCUUGAGCCGGAAAUUGCCAUGGCAACAGAUUGCAAGGUGCUGACUUACAACAAGGGACUGUGAUGAAAGAGAGAGAGAAGUUGAAUCAGCUGUCUGAGAUUCCCAAGGAUGUGUAACAUAACAGGUGCAAACAGUAUUGAGGAAAAAGCAUUCUGAGCAAUAGUAACCCUUCCUUAACUGCUGAGCCAUUUAUCUGUUUUUAAAGAACUAUUAAUGAAGUAAUAAUUACAGUAUUUACCAUUUUACUGACAACUAUGACAGGGAGGAAACAAGGCCUUAUAUUAAAUGGUUUUGUAAUAUAAUAAAAUAAAAGAUUAUAUAUUGAUGUUGAUAAAAUUAAUGACUAAUUAUAGUAAAGUGCAGCUUUAAAUUUUUAAUUAUUCUGUUAUUAUAUGGUCAGUGUGUGCACUUUAAUGAAAAAUAAUUGUAAUUACUGUUAAUUACUAUUAACUGUUUAUUUGAAUGUCACACUGUUUUCAGGGUUUUGAAAAAUAUAAUUUUUUGUUAUUUUUAUGUGUACAUGGACAAGGUUUUUUGUCCGUAAGUAUUAACAUUUUAAAACGAAUUAUAUUGCAAUAUUACCACAAUUAUAUGAUUGAACAUUGUACUAUUUCUAAGGCUAUGUGGUCUAUUGAAACAUUGAAUAUUUUGUAUAGUUAAGUAUCAACUUUGAAUAAUUUUUGAUAAAUAUAAUUUUCUUUUAGUUUGAUUUCUCAAUUAUUAUUAUUUUCUUCAAAUGAUUUUCAAUAUAGUUUAUUUUAAACUUUUUUGUUAUACAAAAUUGACUUAAUAUCAAAACACCAUGUUGUAUUACCUUUACUCAAGUGAAAAGAGCUUAUAAAUAGGACAUUCUGGAUACAAACAGCAGUAUAAAACACACAUCAAAAAUAAUCGCAUUUCCAAACCAUAAAUAAACAUUUCUCACUCAUCUCCAUCCUGUUUCUUACUCAGCCGUUUGUGUUUCACAACAGUCCUCCAGGUCAAAGGUUCACAUUCACAAUUCAAAAAGGAUGAGCAACAUUCUUGACAUUCCUUCUCAUGUUUUUUCCAGCUUAUCCGUCUCUGGAUUGCAAAAGUGGAUUUUGAACUAGGAGGUUGCAUCAACACAAACGGCUUCAUUUAAAAAACCUUCA